Molecule: messenger RNA, 369 nt
Organism: Paramecium tetraurelia
Lineage: Eukaryota; Ciliophora; Oligohymenophorea; Peniculida; Parameciidae
Exons: 3
Source: RefSeq, a predicted model, not a curated record
AUGGCAACAGGUGGAUAAAUUCUUAGGUAUAAUGGUGGUACCUGCUACGCUAUGUGUUAAGAUGUAUUUUCAUGGUAUAACCCAUCAAUCUAAAUCUGUUGGAAGGGAUGCGAUUAUGCUACUGGCAGAGUAAAUGAUCCUGUUUUGAGAAAAGAAGCUGAAGACAUGUGCAAAAGAUAUACUGCUGAAGCCAUGUGGACAAAAAAAGGAGAAUUAGAUCACAUCGAAGAUUUAAGAAUUCAUGCUGAUAUGUUUCCAGAAAAUCCAAGAAAUAUAUAUAGAGCUUGUUUGGCUGGGGUUCGUAGAUAAAAAUAUUGAAUCAUUAUAACAAUAUAAAAAAUAAUAAUAGUAUCAUAAGAUAAAUAAUAA